AAUCAACGUCAACACUGGUCCACUCCCAUCCCAUCCCAUCCUCCUAAGACAGCGAAGCGAUCCCCCUGGACAAAUUUCCCGGCACAAGUAUAAAUGGCAAGCCGCCACCGCCACCGGCAGCGCCGGCACCGGACAAAACCACACUCGUAAGCCACGGACAAGCAGCAACAGCACGACGCCGUCACACUUCGGCUCGUCAUCACACCAGUAGGGGUGGGGGGAGAGGGUACAAGAAGUUGAUGGCUUCUACUGCGGCCGUCCCGCCGCAGGCGCUGCUGGAGCGGAGGGUGCCGGUGGUGCCGCGGAUGGCGGAAGACGGGGGCGGAGGCGGAGGCGGCGGCGUGGACAGGGGGGAUGCGCGAGGGAGUGCGGGCCGGAGCGGGAGCGUGGCGGGCAUCUCGCCGAGCAUCCUCAUCAUCGCGGUCAUCGUGGUGGUGAUGCUGCUGGCGUCGCUGUCCAUCCACUACUUCAUCCGCCACCUCUGCCGCCACGUGGCGCCGGCGGGGUCAUCCGCUUCGUCCGGGCAGGCGCCGCCGCUCCCGCUCGUGGUGCGCCCCGCGGCGGGGGUGUCGGCGGCGGCCGUGGCGCCCGCCGACCAGGGAGGAGGGAAGGCGGCAGCGGAAAAGGAGGCGGAGGCCGAGCGGCUUAUCUCGCGGCUGCCGCUGUUCACGCUGGCGUCGUCGCUCGCCGCGGUGCCCAAGUCUUCGAGGGACUGCGCAGUCUGCCAGAGCGCGUUCCGCGACGACGACGAGCUCCGCCUCCUCCCGGCGUGCCGCCACGCCUUCCACUCCCGCUGCGUGGACCCGUGGCUGCGCGGCAACCCGUCCUGCCCGCUCUGCCGGGCCUCCAUCGCGCUGCCCCACCCGCCGCUCCCCGAGCUCCUCCGCGUGGAGCUCGGCAGCGUCAGUAGCCGCCGGUCCAACCCCGACGGCGCGGCCCGCGCGUACCCGCUCCCCAGCGACCUCCCCAACUCGCAGUCGGAGUACCUCGUGGAGGACGAGCUCCAGGUCGUGCUGAAGCCCAGUCCGAGGGCCGCCGCCGGGUCCAGCGAGCCGCCGAGCCAGCAGCAGCACCAGCUCGCCUCGGUGGAACGCGGCCAGCCGUCGUCGUCCGUGGGCGUGACCCCGACGGCGUCGUUCAGGUCGGCGGAGCAGAGGUGGAGCAGCAGGUGGAGCAACCGGUGGAGCAGCCGGUGGAGCAGCGAGCGCUGGAGCAGCCGGUACGACGCCGGGACCGUGACGGCUUCCGCGACGGCGGAGUGGUGGUGGGACAUGGACGGCGGCGCGGUCCCGGCGCCACAGCGGCGGCGGGAGGCGGAGGAGAGCAGCGCGUCGUUCUACCGGUUCCUGCGGUGGGUUACGGGGGCAUAUUAGUAAAUACGCGCGGUCCAGUCCAACCCUCCAGCAUGGUGAAGGUGAAAGCUGGUAUCCCCCGGCGGCGGCGGCGGCGACGGCCGGCGUCGAGCGUGUCUUCCCGAAAUGCCCUCCUAAUCAUCCUGCUGAAACGAAACAAAAUGAAUUGGGUAGCUCUUCUUUUCGGCAUGCGAGUGUGGAUUUUUUAUUUUUUUAAGGGGCCGAGUGGGUGGAUUUCGAGGAGACGAGAUGCCGAGCAGGAGCUGUGCGGAUUUCAAAACUUCUUCCGAAUUGGAGAAUGUCGGCGGGAAGACUGAGGAAUGAAACAACAUUCUGAAUCGAUCAAAUGAAAUGAAAUGAACAAUUUCCAGCUCGGAGAAGAAAUUCCCCUCCCCCCAUGCUACUGCAUUUUCAUUAGAUUUCUGGAAGUAUACU
This is a messenger RNA of Phragmites australis (common reed), 1787 nucleotides long. Its product is annotated as E3 ubiquitin-protein ligase ATL31-like. The transcript has a single exon. NCBI's taxonomy places the organism in Eukaryota, Viridiplantae, Streptophyta, Magnoliopsida, Poales, Poaceae. The coding region runs from base 240 to 1373 and encodes 377 amino acids. The record is from RefSeq and is a predicted model, not a curated record.